AUGAUAUUGCUCCUGUUAUUGGGGGCUAUUGAUAUUAUCUAUACAACUCAAUCAAGAUCAAAUAAAUUAAUUCAAGAUAUUUGUGAUACAUUGUAUAGCAGUAACAGUCUUCCACUAGAUGAAAAUCAACAAUGGGAAGUUAUCUGUCAAGAAUUAUUCCAUUCAAAAGAUGAUGAUCAAUAUGCUAAAGAAGAACAACGUAAUACAAUGGAUGAAAAUAUUUCUCAAAACAACCCAUUAUCAAAAGCUAUAAGAAUUUCAAGCGGCAUUCGCAUUGGCGGAAUUCGCACUGGUGGUGGUAUUCGCACUGGUGGUGGUAUUCGCACUGGUGGUGGUAUCCGUAACCCAAUCCGUACGUCUCCUUCUAUCACAAGAUAUACCAAUACUCGUACAGGUGCAACAAUAUCUCGUCCAACCGGAUGGAUAUGGAGUCGAACUCGGUUAAUGUUUCUUCCAUUAGCUACAAGAUAUUUUUAUCGAUCUUAUUCAUCAUCUAAUCGAUACACAACACCAGCUACUAGUUCACACACUUAUUAUUAUUGUACAUCAGGUAAUAAUGCUUCAGCUGAAGUUCAAUGUAGUUCGAUUAAUGGUGAUUCACAGUGUUGUGAAGAUCAAGAAGGUCAACAUGUAUUUUGUUGUGGUGGUGCUAUUCCAGAAGAUUAUGCUGAAGAUAUGAAUCGAGCAACAAAAAGAAUAGCACAACUAUUUUAUACUCUUACUGCACUGACUUUAUGUAUGCAUUUGUUUGUACGACGUUUUUAUCGAUGA
This is a messenger RNA of Rotaria sp. Silwood1, 771 nucleotides long. Lineage: Eukaryota; Metazoa; Rotifera; Eurotatoria; Philodinida; Philodinidae. The record is from the annotation of a GenBank genome assembly.